Messenger RNA from Hyla sarda, 5480 nucleotides. It is a transcript of the gene FZD3, whose product is annotated as frizzled class receptor 3. The transcript has 7 exons. Lineage: Eukaryota; Metazoa; Chordata; Amphibia; Anura; Hylidae. The record is from RefSeq and is a predicted model, not a curated record. Gene Ontology annotation, biological process: non-canonical Wnt signaling pathway; canonical Wnt signaling pathway. Gene Ontology annotation, cellular component: plasma membrane. Gene Ontology annotation, molecular function: Wnt receptor activity; Wnt-protein binding. Bases 398 to 2422 code for a protein of 674 amino acids.
UGGGCGGGGGCUUGAUGAUUGAUUGAUUGAUUGAAGGGGGUGCGGCCAGCCCGGGCCGUGUGUAGCACUGAGUGGGUGUGGCUAUUAGAGCUGUGGGCGUGGUUUGUGUGUUCUCCGAGCGCUGUGGGCGCAGAGCCGAUCAGUAGACACCUCACCCGGAUCGUGGAGCCGCCGCAGCCGAUCACACAGAUUCGCGGUUUGCUUCUUACGAUGAAGACGAUGGUCUGGGAGUGUGGUUAGCGGUUGAACGCUGGAGCUGGAAAAUCCAGCAAGAAAUCCCCUGGAAUUAAAAAUGUCCCGUAAAUCUUUCCAUGAACUACGGAAAGAGGAGUCACCGUCAGGCCGAAUGUCGUCCUUGUGCCCAACUCUUGGGAACAGAUAGUGUCUGAAGGCCACCAUGGCUCCUUGUGGCCCCGUCAUGGCUGCCUAUAGGAUUACUUGUCUUUUAUGGCUGUUUUUGGCGCUGGCUGACCACACCAUGGGGCACAGUCUCUUCGCCUGCGAGCCCAUCAUACUAAGAAUGUGUCAAGACCUUCCUUAUAAUUCAACGUUCAUGCCCAAUCUGCUGAACCAUUAUGACCAGCAAACGGCAGCCUUGGCCAUGGAGCCUUUUCACCCCAUGGUAAACCUGGAAUGCUCUAAAGACUUCAGGCCCUUCCUGUGUGCGCUGUAUGCGCCCGUCUGCACUGAAUAUGGUCGAGUCACCCUCCCUUGCCGCCGCUUAUGCCAGCGGGCCUACAAUGAAUGCCACAAGCUCAUGGAUAUGUUUGGCGUCUCGUGGCCAGAGGAGAUGGAAUGUAGUCGGUUCCCGGAUUGUGAUGAACCCUAUCCCCGUCUAGUAGACAUCAGCAUCUCCAGCGAGCCUACGGACAAUACCCCUUUAGCAGUGCAAAAGGACUACGGCUUCUGGUGUCCCCGGGAGCUCAAAAUUGACCCAGAUUUGGGUUACUUUUUCCUAGGAGUGCGGGACUGCUCUCCACCAUGCCCACACAUGUACUUCCGAAGAGAAGAACUCUCCUUUGCUCGAUACUUUAUCGGAGUAAUAUCCAUAGUCUGUCUCUCUGCCACCCUCUUCACCUUUUUGACGUUUCUCAUUGACGUGACCAGAUUUCGCUACCCAGAGAGACCCAUCAUAUUUUACGCCGUCUGCUACAUGAUGGUGUCACUGAUCUUCUUCAUCGGGUUCUUAUUAGAGGACCGUGUAGCAUGCAACUCAGCCAGCCCCAGCAAAUACAAGGCUUCUACCGUGACUCAAGGAUCUCACAACAAGGCUUGCACCAUGCUCUUCAUGGUCCUUUACUUCUUCACCAUGGCUGGCAGUGUUUGGUGGGUCAUCCUCACCAUCACUUGGUUCUUGGCUGCCGUUCCUAAAUGGGGGAGUGAAGCCAUUGAAAAGAAAGCGCUAUUCUUUCACGCAAGUGCUUGGGGCAUCCCAGGGACCUUGACCAUCAUCUUACUAGCCAUGAACAAGAUCGAAGGAGACAACAUCAGCGGGGUGUGUUUUGUUGGCCUCUAUGACGUCCAUGCCUUGAGAUACUUUGUGCUGGCCCCUCUCUGCCUGAACGUUGUGGUGGGAGUAUCUCUACUUCUGGCUGGGAUUAUUUCACUCAACCGAGUACGGAUAGAAAUCCCAUUAGAAAAGGAAAACCAGGACAAACUGGUGAAAUUUAUGAUCCGUAUUGGGGUCUUCAGUGUCCUCUACCUUGUGCCCCUUUUGAUAGUCAUUGGCUGCUAUUUUUACGAGCAGGCCUAUCGAGGGGUUUGGGAGACCACUUGGAUUCAGGAACGUUGCAGGGAAUACCACAUACCAUGCCCCUACCAGGUGGCCAAGACGAGCCGUCCCGACCUGAUUCUCUUCCUCAUGAAGUACCUGAUGGCACUUGUAGUUGGCAUACCCUCCGUCUUCUGGGUUGGAAGCAAGAAGACCUGCUUCGAAUGGGCCAGCUUCUUCCAUGGUCGGAGGAAAAAAGACAGAGGUGUGCAUGAAAGUCGACAGGUUCUCCAGGAGCCAGAUUUUGCUCAAUCCCUUUUACGGGACCCGAAUAUGCCCAUCGUCCGGAAAUCAAGAGGAACGUCCACUCAGGGUACGUCCACCCAUGCCUCCUCCACUCAACUGGCUAUGAUUGAUGACCAACGGAGCAAAGCCGGGAGCGUGCACAGCAAAAUGAGCAGUUACCACGGAAGUCUCCAUCGCUCCAGAGAUGGAAGGUACACACCAUGCAGCUACCGAGGAAUCGAGGAACGACUCCCCCACGGCAGCAUGUCCCGUCUGACGGAUCAUCAUUCUGUACAUAGUAGCACCCACAGACUCAAUGAACAGUCUCGACAGGGCAGUAUCAGAGACUUGAACAACCCGCUGGCUCACAUCACACAUGGUACCAGCAUGAACCGGGUCAUUGAGGAGGACGGAGCAAGUGCUUGAAGGACACUUUUCAUUCAGAGGCACUACGAUGUACGUCGGCACACGAUUCACCUUGGUCACAUAGUGACUCUAUUGCACAUCAAAGCCGACCAUAUAAACCCAUGUUACCUUUCAUACAUGUGUUGUCUACUUAUCGAGCAAUGGAACAUCAUACAUGGAACCUUCCACUCUAGAGAUGAGUGGAGCGAGGACCAUUUUAGCCUUCAGGACUACAAACUGGUGUCGGCUGGACCUUUCGGAGUAAAAUCUACUGUAAUGUCCCUUCCAGUGUCACAUCUUUGGAGAACGGUGAUCGGCUCAUCUCCUGGUGCUGUCUUCUUUCGGAGGUGUACUCACGGGAGGAGUUGUCCAUCAAGAGAACGUAGAUCGUUCAUUGUGUGGAUCGUGAUUUUUCCCUCGGACUCUUAAAUUAUUUAUUUGACUUGUUCUUCCAUGUUCAAUUUGUAAUUUUUUGUCAAGAAAUUAAAUCUCGGAGAUAAGGAAGUCCAAGAACUUCUCAUAGAGUCCUGGCAUCUGAAUGGGUCCCCCACGGCAGGAUGUCCCAUCUCAUGGAUCACCAUUCUCUACACUUUGUAUCUACAGACUUGUCUUGUGGGCAGUCUUGACAGUCAGUGUUCAAGCCCGGCAGGUAAAGAGCUUAAAGGGAUACUCAGCCCCUAGACAUCUUAUCCCCUAUCCAAAGGGGUCCGCGAUCUUGGCUGCGGCAACCCAGACAUCCGGUGCACAGAGCGAACUUCGCUCCAUGCCGGAUGACUGGCGAUGCGGGGCAGAGGCUUGUGACGUCACGGCCACGCCCCCUCAAUGCAAGUCUAUGGGAGGGAGCGUGACGUCCGUCACGCCCCCUCCCAUAGAUUUGCGUUGAGGGGGCGUGGUCGUGAUGUCAUGAGCAGGCAUGGCGGUGAUGUCACGAGCCUCUGGCACUGCACCCAACGCUCUAAACGAAUGCCAAGUGCAGCUGGGAGAUCGCGGGGGUCCUGCUGCUUUGGAUAGGUGAUAAGAUGUCUAGGGGCGGAGUAUCCCCUUAAGAUCAAGUCCUGGUGUUGACUAUGGCCACGAGAUCUUAGCUUCAGGUGGGACCUGAAUAGCUUGUUGCAACUGUUGCACAAUUCGAGCCUUGCAACUUCUACUAUAUCGUGUCAGAUUGAAAAAACAUCUCCCACGGGCGCCAUUUUAUUGCUGUUCCAUUUUGCCCCAUCAAAUUGAGUUGCACAAGUUUUUCAGGAAUAAAACACUGAUCCAGUCAACAGUGAGUUUUCCACCAAGAUCGGUCAUGUCUCCCCGGACUUUGUGUCCAGAGGAUAUGCUUGAUAAGUGGUAAUGCUAUAUGGAAACAGUAAAUCAUGAAUUGGACCUAUGAACUAUUUAAAAAAAUUUCACAAUCUUCGAACUCUUACCACCAGAAGCCAUUCAAACCUUUUGGACCUAAAUCUAGCACUGGAUUCUAAUAGUCAAUGCGAUUACGUAUAGUAGAGACGGACAUAGAUGUUUGUAUAUUAGGAAAUUAUCUUGUAGAUAUAUGGAGGGGAAAAAAAGGAAUUUCUUGUAAUUUUAAAUUUUUUCAUUUUUUAAACAAAAAUUGGAAUUUGUUGUAUUUAAUUUUUUUUUAUAACUACUGAUAAAUGUGGGUUCAUUGCAGUAUUUAACCUCCCUCAGGCCAUAGGGAGAAAUAUGUUUUUUCUGUUUUAUAGAAACAUCUCGGAGGUCAGUACUGUCACUUACAACACUGGACUCCAGUCAAGUUUACAGUCACCUAGUCAAUGUAAAAAAGAAAUACGGUGCACUCUCUAUCGGCACAUAGUGGUGGAAUUUACCGAAAAUGAUUUGUGAUAAGCAUUGGCCAACACCAGGUUGGUCCUGAGCUUGUUGACCCCAAGUUAUUUAAAAAAACACAGAACCUCAAUGACUUUUUGUUUUUAACACUAGACCCGGUAAACUUUUCAGAAGACCACGGCACCUGUAGGGUAUUAGUUGGGUUCUCCACUCAUGGUCCUCUACCAAAAUGAUAAUGACAACUCCUGUGUUUUGGGGAAUUAGUGAGGACUUCAGACCAUGGGUCUUCAUUAGCGUGAAGAUGUUAUAUGACGUAACAAAACAUUCAUCUAGAUAGAAACACUGGAGAAAGGACGAUCAUGGCACAGUCACUCAUUUGUGUCAGAGAGUUCUCUGUGCUAGUGUAUGCGGUUGCAGGUGGGUGAGUUAUUUACGAACGUGUCUGGAGAUGGUGCUGCUACGAAGUGGAGCAAAAGGCUGGUAUAAUCGGAGCACUCACCUGGUUGCAGACGCUGUCAGACUGUCAUCUAAAUUGAGGCUUUCACAGGGAGACAGAAGGUGAUGGUAUGUGGGGGAGGAACACCCUGGAGGGCCUGAUGAAGCACCAGGAGUUGCAAAACGGACCGUGGUUCGGGUGUUCCUCCCCCACAUACCAUCACCUUCUGCCUCCCCGUGAAUGCAUCUAUUUAGAUGACAGCGUCUGGAGCCAGGUGAGUGCUCCGAUUAUAAUUUCUUCAUAGUGUGAAUUCGUCUAGAUAGCUUUCUCCUUGAAGGCUCUUUGAGGAACUCAUAACAUUGGUCACUUCCCACCCCCUAAAUGAGAAAAUGUGAAUGGGAAGAGAACUCGAGAACUCUCAUACUGUAGCUCAGUUGGAUUUGCUCAAAAUUCCUACAAAAAUUUUCCAGCUUACCAAAAAAAAAAACACAAAAAAAAAAAAACCCUGUGACUUCUACAAAAACAACAAAAAACACUGGAGAUUUCUAUUACCGCAGUUCCAAGAUGAUUAUGAGAUCUUCAUACCACCACACUUCUUUGUUUAGAUACUUACUGGGUUAUUAGCUCAUGGUCCUUCACCACAGUCAUCUUCUGACAUAAUAGUACGUUCAUCUAGAUAUCGUUCUCCGUGAAGGCACUAUGAGGAACUCCUAAUGGUCACUUUCCAUUCCGUGUAUGACUAAGUGUGAAUGGGAAGAGAGCUCUCAUACUGUAGCUCAGUUGAAUUUUGCUCAGAAUUUCCACAAAAAUUUUCCAGUUUACCAUAGAUUUCUACGGGGAAAAAAAAACAAA